UUCAGCUGACCCUUCUCCUCGACCAUGAUCGGCAUUCGCGACGCGUUCCGGUGAGUAUAAGACGAUGCCAUGCUCUUCUCUGCCCGAGUCCGAGUUCGGGACUCACGGACGCGACCAUGUUGCUCCCUUGGCUCCUUCUCUUGCCAGCGGUCCUUGCACUCCACCUCCCAUCCGCGCGCGUCCUCUCCCCGCGCACUGACGAUGGCUAUACCUCUCAGAUCUCAUGGGACGGGUACUCCUUCUCCGUCCAGGCUGGCUCGCAAGAUGCGCCGCAGCGCGUGUUCAUCCAGUCCGGGGAGGUGCACACCUGGCGCCUGCCUGUGCCCGGACUCUGGAAAGACAUCGUUCAGAAGGCGAAGGCGGCGGGGCUGAACUGCAUCUCGAUUUACUUUCACUGGGCACUCACGAAUCCGAAGAAGGGCGUCAUCGACUUCACGGGCAUCAAUGACAUACAGCCGCUAUUCGACUACGCGAAGGAGGCAGGACUUUGGGUCAUUGCGCGUCCAGGGCCGUACAUCAAUGCAGAGACCUCUGGCGGUGGUAUACCGGGUUGGGUCACCACCCUCCCCGGAGAUCCCGAAUGGAACGCGUACAACGGCGAACUACGAAGCAAUGAUACCUACUUUCACGAUGCCUGGCAGGAUUAUAUUCGCGCGUCCGCGCAGCUCAUUGCGAAGGAUCAAAUCACCGAGGGAGGUCCCAUCAUCCUAGCGCAAGUCGAGAACGAGUUUUACAAUGGCCCUGGCCAGAAUGAAUACGUGCUCGAGCUUCAAGAUGUCUACCGCGAAGAGGGUAUCCUCAUUCCCACCAUGGUUAACGACCCCGGCAUGUACAAGAACAUCGUCAAUGAAACUAACAUCUACGGCAUCGACGCCUACCCCAAUGGCUGGACGUGCGUAGGAGACCCUUCGUGGCCGGCAGCUGCGGCUGGCUGGGCUAAGGGCCCCGCGGCAUGGCGAACGUACCAUGAAGAUGUGAUGCCGGAUACGCCGUUCAUGUUCCCGGAAUUCCAGGGCGGGCAAUACGAUAAGUGGGGAUCGGGCAUCGGCUACGCGAAGUGCAGAGAAGUUAUCGGGCCUGAAUACGAGCGCGUUCUGUACCACCAGCUCUGGGCAAGCGGCGUCACAGCAGAGAACUUCUACAUGUUCUACGGUGGAACAAAUUGGGGACAGCUUGCAUACCCUGCUACUUACACCAGCUACGACGUCGGCGCCGCCGUCACCGAGAGCCGACAGCUAACCGACAAGUACUCCGAACUCAAGCUACAGUCUCUCUUCCUGCGCUCCAUGCCCGACCUCUACAAGACUUACUUCGUCACGAACGACACCGCUUUGACGACAAACCCGGCGGGCGUUUUCGCCACCUGGCUAAAGAACCCUGACACGGGCGCCAGCUUCUUCAUUACGCGACAGGCAAAUGUGACGUGGACCGAUCUCCAGAGCUACAAGCUCUACGCAGAGGACCUCACGCUACCUCAGCUUGACGGAAAGCUGACGCUCAAUGGGCAGGACUCACGUAUCAUAGUCAAGGAUCUCAUUAUCGGUGGUGCAGCUCUCUCGUACUCGACAGCGCAUAUCUUGACCAGCACGGUCAUCGACGAGACUGACAUCCUAGUGGUGUAUGCGGAUGUAGGAGAGACCGUCGAACUGGCUUUCGCGACGACGGAAACAGUAUCUUUGGACACCGAGCUUGAUGCAACGACGAAGAUUACCUCGAGCGCAGCCAUUGUCAACUUCCAGACGCCGAGCGGCAUCACUCCCGUCCGCCUCAUAGGCGAUCGCACGUCCAUCUUGGUCGUCGUCGCAGACUACGAGCAUGCGAAGAGCUUCUGGCAGCCAACUGUUGCUGGCGAAGGCGACUACGCGUCGUACGUCCACUUUGGAGCAAGUACGCCGGCUCUUGUUGCAGGCCCCUACCUUGUCCGCACCGCGGCACUUCAAGACGAUGGCGCCACACUCACGCUCGUUGGGGACCUCGAGAGCGAGACGCCCCUCACCGUUAUUGCCCCAGCCAACGUUCAGGCCGUGACAUGGAACGGAGAGACCGUCCAAUCCACCCGCACCGCCUGGGGUGCUCUGACCGCCACACUCUCCGGGCCUACUAUGACACCUCAAAUCCCCGACCUCAACACCCUCACCUGGAAGCACGCCGACUCACUCCCCGAGAUUCAAGCCACCUACGACGACAGCCAAUGGACCGCCGCCGACCACACCGAAACCACCAGCACGUUCCCGCAGUACUACGGUGGUCCGUGGAAGCUCGGCGUCGCUUCCGAUUACGGCUUCCACCUGGGCAACAUUCUGUGGCGCGGACAUUUCAAUAACAGCGGGCAGGCGGCGGUGAACCUGUCCAUCUCAGGCGGUUUCAACUUCGCAGCGGCGGGGUGGGUGAACGACGUGUUUUUGGGCGCGACGGAAGGCAAUGGCACGAUCGCGACGACGAACGUUUCGUGGGCGUUCCCGGAAGGUGCACUUAGAGACGGCGACAACGUUAUCACAGUCCUUCAAGACCACAUGGGUUUCUAUCUCGCCGGCGAGGUCGUUUGCUGCACCCCCGGUGGCCGCCAGCGCGACAUACAAUCGCCGCGAGGCAUUGAAGGCUACUAUCUCCUUGGAAGCGACGACGACUCAAGUGUGGAUCAAUUCACGCAUUGGAAGGUGCAAGGUAACUUCGGCGGCGAAGACUACCCCGACAAGACGAGGAGGAUCUUCAAUGAGGGUGGCCUUUAUGGCGAGCGCGUGGGCUUCCACCUCCCUGGAUAUGACGACUCAGAAUGGGAAGCGAGAAGCCCGUGGGAUGGCGUCGGGCAGCCCGGAGUAUCCUGGUUCCGCACCUCCUUCGACCUCAGCAUCCCGGAGGGACACGACCUUCCCUUAUCCUUCGUCUUCCCGAACGUGACCGGUAAUUACAGAGCCCAACUAUACGUCAACGGCUGGCAAAUGGGCAAGCGCGUGGCGAAUAUGGGUCCUCAAACAGCCUUCCCCGUCCAUGAGGGCAUCCUCAACUACCGUGGUUCAAACACUUUGGCCGUAUCGCUCUGGAGCCUUGGUGGCGAGCCCGAAGACCUCCGCAUACCCUCACUUGCUCUGCAGCAGACCGGUAUAUACGAAGGGGGCGUUGGAAGUGUGGACGUGAACAACCCCAAGGGGGAGGAUCGGCAGGCUUGGUAGAUGAUGGAUGAUACCUCUUACACUGUUCUGCCUAUAUCCAGUUAUUGCCGUGUUCCUAAGACUGAAUCAGAAGUAGGUAUUGAAUGAAAUUUUCAUGAAGUUACAUCCACGCAAAGGGCGA
This is a messenger RNA of Schizophyllum commune H4-8, 3291 nucleotides long. RefSeq lists its product as uncharacterized. Gene Ontology annotation, biological process: carbohydrate metabolic process. The transcript has 19 exons. Gene Ontology annotation, molecular function: beta-galactosidase activity. Bases 117 to 3170 code for a protein of 1017 amino acids. Lineage: Eukaryota; Fungi; Basidiomycota; Agaricomycetes; Agaricales; Schizophyllaceae. The record is from RefSeq and is a predicted model, not a curated record. Gene Ontology annotation, cellular component: vacuole.